AUGGAUUGUGAAGUUUUGGGAAAUUUCGGGCUGGAUGACUGGUGUUAUAAGGCGCCAGAUUUUGUUGUAAUGCAGCAAAGCCUUAGCUGCUCAAAUAAGAGAACUCGUUGCUUGGAAAACACAGUAGACUUCAUGAAACUCAAAUCUUUCAAAGCCACGAGGAACAAACUAUCAGAAACAGAGCACCCUCUUAUCGACUAAGGGACAUCAAGAAUCACUGUUGAUGGAGGAAUAAAAGGUUCAAGAACUUCAACUAUGAAAAGAAAUGCAUGUUCGUAAUAUUCAACAACUUCGGACACAUGAAUCGUCUCAUCUUUUUGUUAGGAGGAAACAGUUCGACUUGAUUUGUGCUUUUCGUCAUAAAUGUCAAGUUAAUAAAGCAAAUCAUUCUGAUAUCUAAUUAUUCGGACCAGAUCUGUGAGGGACUUUGCCUCGGAGCUUAACUCUUCCAUAGGACUCUUAUAGCAAGGCCUUAUAGGUCCUCCUGAUUCAUUACUUUUACCCAUUACAACUCGAGAGCUGUUUCCUCAUAACAAAAAAAC
Molecule: messenger RNA, 542 nt
Organism: Thlaspi arvense
Lineage: Eukaryota; Viridiplantae; Streptophyta; Magnoliopsida; Brassicales; Brassicaceae
Source: the annotation of a GenBank genome assembly